AUGCCCGUGAGAUCAGCGAGUAAGUCGCCUGCACGCGGCGGACGCCGGGCGCGUUCCCCCGCACCCACGCGGCCGCGCGCGAGCAGGGCCACCCCAACUCAGCGGAGAGCGGGGGCUCGCAGCGCUGUGUGGGGAUAUCGUGUUCCCGAGAUGGCAGUUCUGGCCUUGGCCACCUUUCUCCAUGUCGCGGGCAUCGUCAUUUUCGCUCGCGGCUUCUUGCUGACGCGCGUGGAGGUCCCAAACGCCAGUGGGUGUUUGGAUGCAACCAACGCGGGACUCUACCGCGGCUGGGAGCACCUGCUUCGUGAUCCCGGGAGAGAACCGUCCAGUGAAGCCGCCAAGGACCCAGUGGACGGCGACGCCUUCGACGUCUCGGACCCACGUGAGCGCCACGCAGAUGGUCCAGCCAGCAGUGGACCAGCAACGGAAUUCAACGACGGGUGCUGGGCGCCAAGACCGUUCCGGCGCGCAGUCCUCGUGGUCGUCGACGCGCUCCGCUACGACAUGGUCGUCGCGCCCACCGGCGCCCCGCCCAGGUCGCACCAGGGCACGAUGCCGUUCACGCGGUCGCUCCUGUCGCGCCCGAACGGCGCGGCCCGCGCGUGGCGGUUUGUGGCAGACCCCCCCACGACGACCUCGCAGCGGGUCAAGGGGCUGGCGACGGGCGGGCUGCCGACCUUCAUCGACAUCGGCACGUCGCUCACGGCGGGGUCCGUCGCGGAGGACUCGGUGGUGUCCCAGUUCCGGAGUCAGGGCCUGAGGCUGGGGUACGUCGGGGACGACGUCUGGGGGGCGCUCUACCCCGGGGACGGGGUGUGGGAGCACGCGCUGCCGUACCCGUCGUUCGACAUCCACGACCUGCACACCGUGGACCGCGGCGUGCGCGAGCACAUCCCAGCCCUCCUGCACAACGCGUCGUCGUGGGACGUCGUCAUCGGGCACUACCUGGGCGUGGAUCAUGCAGGGCACGUGGGCAGCGUGGACACACCGACGAUGGCGGCGAAACUGGCCGAAAUCGACCAACAUAUCGAGGAUUAUGUGCGCAUUCUUGACGCGGACGCCGCGGGCGGGGGGCCGCACAGCGAGACGCUGCUGCUGGUUCUCGGCGACCACGGCAUGACUGACACAGGCGACCACGGCGGCGGCACUCCCGAGGAGACUGACUCAUUCUUACUGGCCUACUCUCCGCGCCUCAACGGCGCUCUCACGCGCUGCACGGGGUGCUCGAAUGCCGACAGCGACACGGACGCGGCUGACGUAGGUCCGGAGCUCCCUGAGGCGCAGCAGACGGACCUCGCAAGCACACUGUCGCUGCUCCUGGGCACCCCGCCGCCAUUCGGGUCGGUGGGACGCCCGAUCCGCGGCCUGAUCGAGCUGGGGGCGCGGUCGACGGGCGCAACCGCGCGACAGACCGAGCGCGUCUACCGGCACAGUCUCCGCGUCGUCGCCUGGCAGGUGAUUCGGUAUCUGGAGACGUAUGUUCAAGCAGGUGGCAAGUUGCCGGGUGACCGCCUCAGGGACCUCGUCGACGCGUUCCAUUCAGCGGGAUCGGACCCGGAUUCUGCGGACUUUGUCCCAGUGCUUGAGAGGCUUCUCGAGGACGCGGGGCGCCUGGCGCGGGAGCAGUGGACGCAAUUCAGCGACGCGCAUAUGCUGGCCGGCCUGCUGCUGCUGGCCCUCGGCGUUGGCGUCCCAGCCGUGGGGCUCGCGCCGCUCUUCGCGGGCGACAAGAUGGGGGACUGGAAGUUCGCGUUCGCGGCGGUUUCGACGUGGUCGGCGGUCGUGUUGCACGGCGCGCUGUUCCUGUCCAACUCCUUCAUCCUCGAGGAAGGCCCGCUCCUCGCGGGCAUGGUGCUCAUCUGCACGCUGAUCGUCGUCCGCUGGGCGUCGACCAGCCUCCAGGAGCCCGCCCGCGCGUGGCCGUUGUGGCCCGCUGGCGAAAGUGCCGCUGCGUGGGCGCCCCUGCUGCUUCUGCCGGCGGUGCGGCUGCAGUGUGCUGCCGGCGGCGUGCUAGACCCGAGUCCGUGGAGCUUGUUCGCGAACCGGAGGUACGACGGAUCGGAUCCCGGCAUAGGCCUGCGGGAGCUGGCAGCCUGGGUGUUGCGCGACGACGUGCGGACGCUCGUGGGGGGCGUCACGGGGGUCGGAGCCGCCGCCGCUGGAACGCUCGGUCUCCUCAUGACGGCGCGUACGCGCGCCACGGCGGCGACAGCGUCGCGCGUCGCGUGGGCGUGCGCUCUGGGUGGUGGCGCUCUGGCAAUUACUUACACGGCCGCAGGUUUCGUGCGCGUCGGCGGCGACGAGGCGGCGUCGCCUUCAUGGCUAGACUGGUGUGCACGCGGAGUGUACGCGUGCGUCAUCGCGGGCUGGGCGAGCCUCUGCUUCCAGCGGGUGACUGGGCAUGGCAAACGCGACGCCGAUGCCCCGCUCCUGCUCGCGCUCGCGUUGCUCUGGCCGACCAUGGUGGUCCUCCACCAGGGCGCCGGUGCGCAGGCGUCCCUCGCACUGUGGCUCGCCUCGUCGGCAGCGAUCGCGCGCUGGCUGCAGUGGGCCCGCGAUGCAGGCGGUGCGCAGCGCGCGCGACAGGCGGUCGCGGCGGUGCUGCCCGUCGUGUGCCACCUCGGGUCACUGCUCUUCUUCGCGACGGCGCACCGCUGCGAGUUCCCCGCCCUCCAGUACAUGUCUGCAUACGUCGGCUUCCCCAGAUUCAAUUUCCUGCGCUCAGCACCCCUCCUCGGCACAAACACGUUCGGGCACCUCUUGGCCACAGCAGCCGCCCUACCGGCCCUCGCGCGGGCGACGUGCGGCGCCGGCGCGGGCCCGGAGUUCCGCUCCACAGUUGUGCGUCUCGCCAUAGGCGUGCAGCUGUCACGCGCAGUCGCCUGCCUCGGCGCGGCGCUGGCGGCGAGCCUCAUGAAGCGGCACCUCAUGGUCUGGGGCCUGUUCGCGCCGAAGUUCGUGUUCGAGGCGUGUUUCCUUGUCGUGACCGACGUAGCGCUCCUCACAACCACCCCGCUGUGA
This is a messenger RNA of Pedinophyceae sp. YPF-701, 3021 nucleotides long. The record is from the annotation of a GenBank genome assembly. Lineage: Eukaryota; Viridiplantae; Chlorophyta; Pedinophyceae.